Molecule: messenger RNA, 1838 nt
Organism: Trematomus bernacchii (emerald rockcod)
Lineage: Eukaryota; Metazoa; Chordata; Actinopteri; Perciformes; Nototheniidae
Product: protein FAM167A-like
Exons: 2
Coding region: 166-651 (161 amino acids)
Source: RefSeq, a predicted model, not a curated record
UGUGGAUGAAAUAGGGAAAGAGGGUGAGUUUCUCAUAAGUCGUCAGAACUGAGAGGGAUCUCAUAACAGAGGAGACAGAGGGAUCAGACGAGGCUGUACUACAGCUGAGAACACACAGCAGAGAAGAAACAAAGUUAGACAUAUUCAGGAUAUCACUAACCUGACAUGAUGGAAGUCGUCCUAACCAGACUGCGGGACUUCUCCUGCAAAACCUCCACCUUUGAUGACAGUAAGGCAGCAGGACCGAGUGCAUGCAGGGAUCCUCGCAGCAGGGCGGGAUGCACAGCUGGAGAGGAAGCUGGAAAACUGGACAUAGAGAGCGCACUGGCCUGGCUGCGAAGAGAACUGAUGGAGAUGCGUUCCCAGGACCAAGCUCUGAUCCGGCAGCUGAUGGAUCUUCACUCCGGCAUCCAGGAGCUGAAGCAGGAGUUGUCAGAGGAGGAGCAAGAGGAAGAAACAGAUGAGGAGGAAGCAGAGGAGGAAGAGGAAAGCAGCUACUGGGACUCUGAGAGUGAACAAGGAAGUGGCAGCGUAUACUCGUCCGGCUCAGGAGGGGUGGGCGUUGCCAUUUCCUUUCUCAAGACACCUCCAUCCCUUUACUCAAGGGUUUUAUCAAAGAGGGUGUUCAACAGGAGGAGGUCUGUGCCUUGAAAAUAAUAAGAAAUAUAACUUUUAAAGUCUCUCAUCAACUUAUGUAGGCAGUCAACAAAGACAAGGUGGAGCAAGAUAAAUACAUUUGCUAUAUUCCACAAUAAAUUUGCUUACUUCUAUGUAUUUUUUUUUUCUUGAGAGAAGCAAAGGGUUUGACGAGUUGAGGGGAAAAAAGGAAAGGCCUGCUGUUUGUACAAUUUAAACCCCUUAAUUUAAAGCCAUUUUAAUGUCUUCUUUAGCUUACAAUGUAUCCUUUCUUAAUUCAUUCAUUCACAACCAUUUCAGACCGGUUGAAUUUAAAAUAACUGUUAGGUGUUUUUGGAAAUACACUUAUCUACUUUUGGCAAAGAGUUCAAGACAGGAAACCGAGGGAAGAGCUAGCUUGACUGCAAGCAUGUUGACUUCAUUUUUUGUAAAGAUUAAAAUAAAUGUGAUAUAUUGUUAUUUUGUGAACAAUAGGGGUGUUUAAGGUGGCUUUUGUUGACUUCAAUAGAGCCAUGCUAGCUGUUUGCCCUCGUUUUCUUAGUCUUUAUGCUAAGCUAACAAUGGCUAAAACAAGAGCAGUCUCAAUUUUGUCUUCAAACUUCUUCUUUUUUAAAUGUCUAAAAACAUUUUAGUAAGUGUAGAAAUGUGACAGAGGAUAUAAUAAGUCCUGUAUCAGACAUUGACCUAAAGGCAAUCAUUCAUGUAUUUGUGUAGCAUUGUGUGUGUGUCAGAAAAGCAAGAGAACGUUUUCUUCACCCUAUACACUCAAAUGAAUGUUAACAGCUGCUUGCGACACAUUAAAGCUGGUUUUACCAAACACUGUUGAGAUUGUGAUUUUUGUAUAUUGGAUAUAUCUUAUGAAUAAAUUCUAUAAUAUAUGUAUGUGCUGAAAGCUCACUGACCUUUAACGACUGUAACGGCAUGAAGAAUGGAUUCAAUGCAGCAGCCUGGAGUUCAUGCUUCGUUAUUGUUCACAUGCAGUGGUGAAUCAUUCUGGAGACAAUAUGACACUAUUCUUGAAUACCUCUUUGAGAAAGUAUUAUAGGGAUACUUUAGUUAGUAGUCAAGAGGAAACACACCUGUGAAUCCAUGUUUGAAAUGUUAACUGGGUCAGAUUGUUUGUGUAUAGAAUUUAAUAUUGAAUAAACUACUUAUGUUGAGUGUGAGACAUGGAUUAACAAACCAUCCUGAAAUUCAAACAG